Acanthosepion pharaonis is the source of this 825-nucleotide messenger RNA. Lineage: Eukaryota; Metazoa; Mollusca; Cephalopoda; Sepiida; Sepiidae. The record is from the annotation of a GenBank genome assembly.
AUGAAUUUUACAUAUGUCCGUACAUUUGCAUGUUUAGUAAAUCUAUCUAUCUAUCUAUCUAUCUAUCUAUCUAUCUAUCCCAGGUUAUCAACAUUUAUCUAUUAUAUCUAUCUAUUAUCUAUCAAAAGUCUCAGUCUCAGUCUGUUCAUAUCUAUCUAUCUAUCUAUCUAUCUAUCUAUCUAUCUAUCUAUCUAUCUAUCUCCCUUUGUAUCUAUCUAUCAUCUCAGUCUGGUCAAAUCAUCAUUAUCUAUCUAUCUAUCUAUCUAUCUAUCUAUCUAUCUAUCAAAAUUUAUGUUAUAUCUAUCUAUUUCAUAUCUAUCUAUCUAUCUAUCUAUCUAUCUAUCUAUCACAGUCUACAUUAUUUAUCUUCUAUCUCAAUCUAUCUCAUCAUCAAUCUAUCUAUUAUCUGUCUCAAUCUAUCUAUCUAUCUAUCAAAAUUUAUGUUAUAUCUUACUGUCAGUCUAUCUCAGUCUGUUCAUAUCUAUCUAUCUAUCUAUCUAUCUAUCUAUCUAUCUAUCUAUCUAUCUAUCUAUCUAUCUAUCUAUCACAUCUAUCUCAUUAUCUAUCUAUCAAAAUUUCUGUUAUAUCUAUCUAUCACAGUCUAUCAUAAUGUCUUUGUUCAAUCUAUCUAUCUAUCUAUCUAUCUAUCUAUCAAAAUUUAUCUAUCUAUCUAUCUGUUCAUCAGUCUAUCUAUCAUUAUUUAUCUAUCUAUCUAUCAAAAUUUAUGUUAUAUUCUGUCAGUCUAAUCUGUCUGUUCAUAUCUAUCUAUCUAUCUAUCUAUCUAUCUAUCUAUCUAUCUAUCUAAUCAGCCUGCGGGCAUCGUAG